AUGAGGUUAGGAAAACCUAAGGGAGGAGUUUCUCGGAGGUCAAGCCAAGGAAAAGCCUUUGUGAACCAGCGCAAAACCGGCAGCCAGAGGCAGAAAUGGGGAAUGACUGUUCAGUUUGACUCAAGCUUAAGUAGACUAAGAAGAAGUUUGGAAGAGAAGCCCUAUAAGUGCACUGAAUGUGAAAAGAGUUUCAGUCAGAGCUCAACUCUUUUUCAACACCAGAAGAUUUAUUCUGGAAAGAAAUCCCAUAAAUGUAUUGAUUGUGGGAAAAGUUUCUUCUAGAGUUCAAAUCUCAUUGAGCAUCGACGGAUCCAUACUGAGGAAAAGCCCUAUAAAUGCAAUGAGUGUGGCAAGAGGUUUAAACAUAGCUCGAAUCUCAUUCAGCACCAGAGAAUUCACACUGGGGAGAAACCCUAUCAGUGUGAUGAAUAUGGCCGAUGUUUCAGCCAGAGUUCCUACCUUAUUCAGCAUCAGAGAACCCACACCGGGGAGAAACACUGCCAGUGCAACGACAGUGAGUGCUUCAGCUAGAGUGCCCAUGUCAGGCAGCAAGUGAAGGUGCACAAAGAAGAGAGGCCUCACAAAGCCUGGGCCAAAAAUCUUAGGGCAAAUUCUCCCUUAGUAUCAUCUUGGAAAGCUGGUACAAGCAGGAAGUCAAUGGCUGGUCUCCGCAAAUCCCCGCACCACCACCCCGUGGGAGCCCCUCCGUCCAACAUCCUGAAAGCACCCUCACUUUAG
Messenger RNA from Manis javanica (Malayan pangolin), 738 nucleotides. The record is from RefSeq and is a predicted model, not a curated record. Lineage: Eukaryota; Metazoa; Chordata; Mammalia; Pholidota; Manidae.